This is a messenger RNA of Cornus florida, 1176 nucleotides long. RefSeq lists its product as uncharacterized. The transcript has 4 exons. NCBI's taxonomy places the organism in Eukaryota, Viridiplantae, Streptophyta, Magnoliopsida, Cornales, Cornaceae. The coding region runs from base 85 to 915 and encodes 276 amino acids. The record is from RefSeq and is a predicted model, not a curated record.
GAGAAAUAAAGAGAGAGAGAUAGAGAGAGAGAGAGGGGUUUUGCUUCAAUUUUCAAAAUUCAAUAGUUAAACUGAUUUCUUGGAAUGGAAAUCCAUGCUACACCAUUUCCAGGUAAAUCUCGACCCUUGAAAUCGAAAACCAACAGAAGAAUCACAGAAGCACCAAAAAUCAAUGCAAGAGAACCACCCAUUCACAGGCAAAAGCGAAUCUUCGGUACCAUUCGAAACCCUAACGUACCAGCAAAGACAGCCACCGAAAAGCCUAAAACAAAACCCUCAAUUGGGAUUUCCCAAAAACAACCCAAAUUAGCCCAAACCACAGCCAAUGUAGAAACCAAGUCUGCGGAAAAGAAAUCCCCUGAGAAAAACAGAGCAGAACCCAAGAAGAAAAGUGUGUGUUUUCAACAGAAUGUCGUGGAAAACCCAGCAAAGGUUUCUCCGGAGGGAGGUACUGUCGGGCCUCAGACUCCGGUGAGGUCACCGUGUUUGAUCAAGACCAGAGGUUCAGGAACGCCUUACCACAGUGCGGAGAAAUGUAGCAAGUGCAGGUUUGAUAGGCUCGAGACUUCGUCUUAUUGGCUUGCUCAGAUCAAAUUGGCGGAGUCUGUGGGCAAGCAUUUUGUCUCUGCUGCAUUCUUUCGACUCGCCUUUGAAUCUAAAGCUGAGCCCAUUCGAAGUCUUCGUGUCGAGCUUAAACGAUAUAUGGCACGACAUGAGUACUUAUCUACAGAGCUGGAGUGGACAGAGGUGUCUCGAAGCUAUGGGCUAAUAAGGGAUGAAAGCAAUGCAGAAGGGGUGGUGGAUUCGGGUGGUGUAAAAGGCGGCAAGAGUGAUGCUGCCGGUAGUGCUGUUGAUCAAGAACACGAGGAUUUGAAGGAACAGCCAUUGGAGCAAUCUGAAGCCGAAAAGGAUUGAAUCGACUUCAUCAAAAUCUGUUGAUAAAGAAGUCAUUUCUGUGAAGUCCAAAACUGAAAAUUAUUUUUGGAGCUCUUCCAAUUGUGGUUGUUUUUACCCUGUAUUUGUUUGGGCCUUUUGUUUAGUUUCCUUUUGUAAUGAAUUGCAAUAUGAAGUGUUUUCGGUGUGUUUGAUUUAGCGCUUUGGUGUGUAAAGUCAAUAUAUUUAUUAGAACAAGAAAAUUCAAUGUGAAAAUUCAAUGCCUCUGUUAUUUCUCUGAAA